Molecule: messenger RNA, 1916 nt
Organism: Pygoscelis adeliae (Adelie penguin)
Lineage: Eukaryota; Metazoa; Chordata; Aves; Sphenisciformes; Spheniscidae
Gene: SDC4
Product: syndecan 4
Exons: 4
Coding region: 14-526 (170 amino acids)
Biological process (GO): cell migration
Cellular component (GO): cell surface; membrane
Source: RefSeq, a predicted model, not a curated record
AGAAACCGAGACCAUGGAUGCCAGAUGGCUUGACUACCCUGCCUCCGGAGACUUGCCAGAUGAUGAAGACAUUGGUGAAUUCAGGCCUCACUUAACUUCUGAUGGGUUAGAUAUAGAUGAGGCAUCUGGGUCUGGAGACUACUCAGACUCUGAAGAUGCCAUAUAUCUCACCACCAUGGAUACUCCUGUGAUGUCUGACAACUAUAUCCCUGGAGAUACUGAGAGAAAGAUAGAAGAUGAGAAGAAAAACACAAUGGUGGACAACGAAAUCAUUCCAGACAAAGCUGUACCUGUCGAAGAGAACCUGUCCAACAAGGUCUCCAUGGCAAGCACAGCCAACAGCAGCAUCUUUGAAAGAACAGAAGUCCUUACAGCUCUCAUUGCAGGAGGGGCGGUGGGCCUCCUGUUUGCUGUCUUCCUGAUCCUCCUCUUAGUCUAUCGCAUGAAGAAAAAGGACGAAGGCAGUUACGACCUUGGGAAGAAACCGAUCUACAAGAAAGCCCCUACAAACGAGUUCUAUGCUUAAAGCUCAGCAGCACCUUGUGCCCAUCAGGGGACAAACAGACUGUAUGGAAACACUGUGCCCUCAGAUGAGAUGUGCUGAACAAACGCUCUUUUUGGAUUGAAUUUCAAAGUGACUUUGAGAAAAAACAAACUUCCUACGUGACCCUUCCCAUCCCGCUCAGCUAACAAGGGCCCAAUGAAAUACAAAGAGUCUGAAAAAAAAACCUCAGUGUAUUUUUCUUUUUCUAAAGCUAGUGUAAAAAGAGUAAAGAUGCCAAAUUUUCUGCUUGGUUUUAUAGAGGGUAUAUAAACACAAAACAGACUGUAUGGAAGCAAACACCAUGUGUUUGCAUCCAGUGUGCCGUGCUCAGAUUGGCUGCUUCUAUAGAAGAUGGCUUUUUUUAUAAACUUUGCUAAUAGAUGUCUUGCAGCAGGCUGUUGAUGUGAAGCAGUUUUGUGGAGAACUAUUUAUGAAUCUCUUACACUACAGAUAAUGUUGCCUUAUCAGGGAGUAAAAGGCCCAUACGGGCUCAAAAUCCCUGGAUGCCAUAAAGGGCCUAUGGGAAUGUCUUCCCCAGGAGACUUCUGUCUCUUCCUGUCGGCCCCAGGCAAGGGUCAUUCGUCCAUGAAAUCAGGACAGCCAGUUUUCUUUGGCCAUGACGACACCCUUUCCUUGCCUUCAGUCCCUUACCUUUUUUUAAGGGUUGCUUGUAGGGUUUUUUUAUAACAAAAUUUUAAAGAAAAUAGCCUAAUGUUUAUAUAAAGUUUGUAGAAAUUGUUUUGAAAUAAUAAAAAAAAAAAUCUACUUUUUUAAUUUCCUCAGAUUUAUUUUUUCAAUCCCUUUGUGUUUCCUUUGGCCGGGCAUUUCUCUAGAGAUGUUGUUUUAUAUGAUUCAUAUUCUGAACUGAAGCAGAGUUAGCUACAGUGUGUUACAGGUUUCUUCUAGUUCUAUAGCAGCUACUGUAGAGGGUAAAAGAUAUUUAUGGUUUUUCCAUAACUUUUUUAGGAUUUGAUUUUUUUGUUUGUUUGUUUAAAUAGAAUUAUUUAUAGUUUCUGAAAUGGCUGCUCUUCUCAUUUGGUAACUUUUAUCCUUUUUAUGUAAAACACUAAUAUAAUGAGUCUCUGUGAAAACUAUUUAAGCUUUAUUCUGUGAAUUUUAAUUAUAAAUUCAAGGCAAUAACUUCUAGGAUUAAUCUGUAUGCAAAAUUGGAUUCAUAAUGUGAUUGAAGUAGGGAAAAGAUGAGAGUAUUUCUAGCCUGUAAUAUUAUAAUCAGUCCUAUAGAGCUAUAUAUUAUAUAUUUUACGGAGAAAUACACAGUUAAGAGUGCAAAGGCUGGAGUUAAUUCUUCAGCAGCCCUGCUGUGUGUAAGAGGCUUGAUCUCGUUUGUACUGCUGUUUGUCCAGUGGGCUCG